Folsomia candida is the source of this 3156-nucleotide messenger RNA. RefSeq lists its product as uncharacterized. The record is from RefSeq and is a predicted model, not a curated record. Bases 69 to 2630 code for a protein of 853 amino acids. Lineage: Eukaryota; Metazoa; Arthropoda; Collembola; Entomobryomorpha; Isotomidae. The transcript is spliced from 2 exons.
CUAACAAGAUUUGUGUGGAAAAUAUUGGUUUUCUUAAAACAAAGUUGUAAUAAAUUCAGCUGGUAAAAAUGGGCACAAUAAAUUUACUGAUUGUGCUUCUGUCCCUUCUCAUCACUUUGAGUCAACAAAACAACCAAGCAGAAUUUGACCAAGACUCACUGUUACAACCGAUAAAUGAAAACGUUACUUCUUCCAACAAUUUGACCGAAAAUAGCACGAAUUCUGCCAACCAUGUUACCAAUAAUGAUACCACCACGACUUACAUCUUGCAAGGAAUCGCUCCACAAUACGAAGUCUUCCACUCCACCAAAUACGCAAAUCUCACCGGACUCAAGGACCUCAUCCUCCUCGAAUACGUCACCAUCGAAGCCGACGAUUUUCUCGCCUUCCUUCAACUCCAUUUCGCAACUCUCGAGUCGAUCACUUUACAAAAAGUCACUGUGGAAGGGACCUUUCUAAACAAGACAAAAGUGUAUUUACCAAAAUUGAAAUCAUUCUACGCUAACAUAGAUCACAAACAAGGUCAGACGUAUCAAGACCUCUUCUCCAUCAUGUUUUUUACCACGAACAAUGCGACCACGUCUUGGGAAAGGGAAGACGUUUGGUUACAACGGGUCAACCUUGUCGUCAUAGUUGAUGACGAAAUUUACUUUGAAAUUGACCAUGAUGCCGGAAUUCUGAAAUCACGUGAGAGCAAAAUCUUACAAAGUGUGGAUACGCCUCUCACAACGAUCGCAUUGACAUCCACUUCAGGUGAUAAACUGGGUCCAGUAAAAUAUCAAGAGCAAGUUCAGAACUUGGUGCUCAAUUCGUUAAUUGACGCUGCAAGAAACAUUGAUGAUUGGAUUAAGCAAUUCACAAAUUUAAAAUCCUUGGCCUACAGUCCUUCACCUUUUGGGCCGACGGAUCCCACCUUGUUUCCCGUGUCUCUAAAAAAUCUUACGUUACAGUUCACCAGCUUAAUUCCAAGGGGUCCAAUCUCAUCGGUUCCGGUUGCGCUGGACCAUCUAAAUUUGGACUGCGAGGUGGACAGAAUUAAAGUAGGAUUGGAUCGGUUAUAUAACGCGAAAAGGGUUUCCAUCAAGUCAUAUUUCGCAUCGGUUCCUCUGCUAAAGAGCAUAAUGAGGAUGGGAGACGUGCAAUGGAUUUAUUACGAGUAUACAAAGGUGGAUUGGCUCCAAGACGGAGUUUCUGAAGAUGUCCAAGGAUUUUUAGAGGACCUUGGAAUUAAGAGGAAAAAUUUUACCAGUUUUAUUCUCGACAAGGAUUCCAACUCUAAAAUCUGGACGGGAAGAUAUGUUGACAGUGCAGCAGAAAAAUUACAAAUCAAGAAAAACUUGUUUAAUAUUGAACCCCACUUUGACGCUAUAGGUACGAAAUUAAGUAGAGACACGGACCAACUUAUUUCAAAUUGUACUAUUGAUACUUCCGGGAAAUCGCUACUUUUGGGAGGACGCCUGGCAAAAUAUGCAAAACCAAAUUAUUCCCUUGUUGGUCUCAAAAGCAUUUUUUUUCUUCCCUACGUGUCACUUGAAAGUGACAAAUUCCUCCAUUUUCUAGAAUCUAACCAGCAGACGCUAGAAUCUAUUCAGUUGAUUAACGUAACCCGAUCUGGGAAGUUCAACCAGACAAUUUCUCUCCCUAAACUGAAACAAUUAAUAGUUCACGGCGAGGUACUCGUGCGGGAUGCGGAUUACCAACGCUGGAGAAGAGAAGAUAACAUUCUAAGCUCAAUAAUCGCUUUUAUCACGACAAAAAAUACCUCGUCCCCAAAAAAUACUUCAUUUGAGUCUAUUGCUGCAGAAGAUGUGGACGUUUCCUUUGUUGAGAAUGACAUUCAGCUUUUCCAUAUAAAUCAUACAAACGGCAUCCUAAAGUCUCGAAUUUUCUGGGAUUACGGUUCCACCAAAAUUAAUGAAAAAGUUCUGUACGCUGCAACCCGUCAGAAUUCCACGUGGUUACGAAGCGUGGCUUUAAGCAAUGGAGAAAUAUCUGACCCACCACCCGAAACCUUUAAUCCGGCAAAUGUAACAAGAUUAAUCCUACAUUGGGUAGAUUUUUCCAAUUUUACCACGUUCAUCCAGAAAUUCAGCGCCCUUCAAACUUUAAUACUCCAACAAUCAAGGGGUUAUCGAGCUUUCCACAAUUUCACCUUGCUUCCCAACAGCUUGGAGAAACUGACGCUGCAAGAUGCUCAAAUUGAAAUACCGACAAAUCCUACGAACAAUCCGGUCGAGCUGCUCGAGUUAAAUUUAGUCGAGUGUCGAUACCCGUAUUCUACUGAUGCAAAAAUUGAUGGGAUCUAUAAUGCGAAAAACAUCACUCUUGUGUCUCGCUACCCACCCACCGAAUUACUUGAAAGCUCUACCAGCAUGACAAAAGCAGAGUGGAUUUUUGUAUUGUUCUCGAAUGCAAAUGUGAUAUAUUUGGAUGCGUGGAAAAAUCUCAUUGAAAAAUUUGGAUUGAUGGGUUCGGAAUUGUGUUUUAUUCUGGAGAAAGUAAACGGGACUUGGGUCGGAAGGAAGGUUGAGGAGAGUAUUAAUAAUCCAAUCAUACAAGACUUGAUGCUCAAAAGGCUAAGAGUGGAUUAUAUUUUUAAUGGGAAAGUUGUUUCUGAAUUUUGGUAUUAAAUAUACGAGUAAUAUUUAAUACGGUUUAUUUAACGAAGUGAUUGAUAAAUGAAAGAAGUUACAAUUCCUUAUCAAUACGUAAUUUAUGUAUAGGAUACAAAGUAAUAAGAAUAUUCGAUAUAAAUAAAAAAUAUACUAUAAGAGUUACGCAAAUUUAAUUUAUUGUCAUUUUUAUAAGAGAAAUCAUCCAUGUACAUAUGUAAAUAUGUGUGCAUUGCAUCUACAUACGUAGACAACACGGUCAUAGAAAUAUUUGAAACCAGUUGUUUUUGAAAACUUAUGGUAUUCUUGAUGAGGUUUAUGAUUAAUUCAUAAAUGAAUUGUACUCAUGCUUGGACAAAACAGAAUUCUUAUAAUUCUCGUGGAAGGAGAAAGUUCAAAGUUCGGUAAAACAAAAAUUGGUGGUAUAAGUUGUCACACUGCACGGGUACAUUAAUCCUUAAAAUUUAAAUGAAUUGACUUACAUGUUUCUAUUAUUAAUAUAUGGUUUGUUUUGUUAAAUAAAGAUUUAAUUGUGGUUGUGUCA